Molecule: messenger RNA, 2370 nt
Organism: Pistacia vera
Lineage: Eukaryota; Viridiplantae; Streptophyta; Magnoliopsida; Sapindales; Anacardiaceae
Product: probable serine/threonine-protein kinase At1g54610
Exons: 8
Biological process (GO): protein phosphorylation; positive regulation of transcription elongation by RNA polymerase II
Cellular component (GO): cyclin-dependent protein kinase holoenzyme complex; nucleus
Molecular function (GO): RNA polymerase II CTD heptapeptide repeat kinase activity; ATP binding; cyclin-dependent protein serine/threonine kinase activity
Source: RefSeq, a predicted model, not a curated record
UGAAGAGGUGAGCUGAGCUGAAGGAGAGAGAAAGAAAUAGGUGUUUGACCAAUGAAAAGUAGAGUUCUUAGUAACAUUAACAAAACAGCAACCGAUCUGCUCUCAACUCUUCAUUUUUGUUCCAUUUUCUUAUCUCAAACACCAACAUAUUCACUUCCUAAACAAACACUUUAACCUGUUUUCUUAGCUUUAACUCUCAGAUUCAUUCAUCAAAUCAAAUGAUUUCUCGCUGAUUAGAGAUGAACCCACAUAGAACAUGGUGAGAAAUGAUGUUUUUGAUUAGAUUCAGAAAUGGGGUGUGUUUUGGGGAGAGAGGUAUCCUCAGGCAUCGUAUCUGAAUCUAAGGAGGUUCAAAAUUUGAAUGUUGAAUCUAAUAAUAAUGGGAAAGAAGGUGCUGUUGCUGCCAAAAAGAUUAAUAGUGAGGUUGUAGAGGUUCAAAAUGAUGAGGCCAACCAGAAGAAGGAGGAGAAGAAAGUGGUUGAUGGGGACAAAAAACCAAGGGGGGAGAGGAGAAGGUCAAAGCCAAAUCCAAGGUUGAGUAAUCCACCUAAGCAUUUGCGAGGUGAGCAGGUGGCUGCUGGCUGGCCAUCAUGGCUUACUGCGGUUUGUGGAGAGGCACUAAAUGGGUGGAUUCCACGUAGGGCAGACUCAUUUGAGAAAAUCGAUAAGAUUGGGCAAGGAACGUAUAGCAAUGUGUACAAAGCUAAAGAUAUUUUAACGGGUAAAAUUGUUGCACUAAAGAAAGUUCGCUUUGACAAUUUGGAACCUGAGAGUGUGAAGUUUAUGGCUAGAGAGAUUCUCAUAUUGAGGAGAUUGGAUCAUCCAAAUGUUGUAAAGUUGGAAGGUUUAGUGACUUCAAGGAUGUCAUGUAGUUUGUACCUGGUAUUUCAGUAUAUGGAGCACGAUUUGGCUGGACUUGCAGCGAGCCCAGAAGUAAAGUUUACAGAGCCACAGGUUAAAUGUUACAUGCAUCAACUGCUAUCUGGACUUGAGCACUGUCACAACAACGGUGUGCUUCAUCGGGAUAUUAAAGGGUCAAAUCUUCUAAUUGAUGAUGGUGGAGUACUUAAAAUUGCUGAUUUUGGUUUGGCAUCUUUUUUUGAUCCACACCAUAAGCAUCCCAUGACUAGUCGAGUGGUUACUCUAUGGUAUCGGCCUCCUGAGCUGCUUCUUGGGGCCACUGACUAUGGUGUGGGUGUGGAUCUCUGGAGUGCUGGUUGCAUUUUGGCUGAGCUAUUGGCUGGGAAGCCCAUUAUGCCGGGUCGUACUGAGGUAGAGCAGCUACAUAAAAUAUAUAAGCUAUGUGGUUCACCAUCAGAUGAUUACUGGAAAAAGUCUAAGUUGCCAAAUGCAACCUUAUUUAAGCCACGAGAGCCCUAAAAAAGAAGCAUACGAGAGACAUUUAAAGAUUUUCCUCCAUCCUCACUGCCUCUGAUUGAAACACUUCUUGCAAUUGACCCAUUGGAACGUCAGACAGCCACAGCUGCAUUAAGAAGCGAAUUCUUCACCACGGAACCUUUUGCUUGUGAACCUUCUAGUCUCCCUAAAUAUCCCCCAAGUAAGGAGAUGGAUGCUAAACGACGAGAUGAUGAAGCUAGGAGACUAAGAGCUGCCAGUAAAGCCCAAGUUGAUGGUGCAAAGAAGACAAGAACACGUGAUCGUGCUGUUCGGGCAAUCCCUGCUCCAGAGGCUAAUGCAGAACUUCAGUCUAAUCUUGAUAGGAGGCGCAUGAUCACGCAUGCAAAUGCAAAGAGCAAGAGUGAGAAGUUUCCUCCACCACAUCAGGACGGAGCACUUGGCUUUCCCUUGGGAUCAUCACGUCAUAUGGACAUUUCCUUUGUUCCUCCAGAUGUUCCAUUCAGCACCACCUCGCUCAAUUACUCAAAAGAACCAAUCCAAACUUGGUCAGGUCCGUUGGUCGACUCUGCUAGUGUGGGCAAUCCAAGGCGAAGGAAGCAUGCUGCAGGCGAUUCACGAGAUCCAUCAAAACCUCCAAGUGGAACAGUAAAAGAAAAAAGUAACAAUUCUCGAGUUAAAGGAAAGAAAAGCAUUAUUUAAACUUUCUGUGCAUACAUCAAGAAUGGUAGACUGCAUUGCCAACACAGUUUCAUAAGAAUCUCAUGACGCGGAGUAUAUGAAUUGAGCCUGGUUUCUGCUUCUAUACGAGAGUGAAAUUGCUUGGUUAAAUAGUGUAUUGAGGGGUGAAAUUAAUUUUUACAUAUUUUCUAUUUUACCCAUUUUGUUUCUUUUGUCCCAAAGAUACAAAAGCUUUCUGUUCUAUUUGUUGGGAUAGUGAAAGUUCUGCAGUUUUUAUGUACAUUUUGAUUUGUCUUAAAAAACCUUUUUGGCACAUUGUCAAAACUUAUACAA